Messenger RNA from Phascolarctos cinereus (koala), 1998 nucleotides. NCBI's taxonomy places the organism in Eukaryota, Metazoa, Chordata, Mammalia, Diprotodontia, Phascolarctidae. The record is from RefSeq and is a predicted model, not a curated record.
AUGCUGGAUCAGGUGACGGGGCCCGGGCCCACUCCACAGAGGACUUGGGUCCGGGAGUGGACACAGGCUGGACGAAAGGCCCUGGCCAAGCUUGCCGAGGACAAAAAUGCCUCCCCGGAAAUGGUUCUGCGCAGCUUGGAAGAGCACUGCGCCUUGCACCCUGACCUGGUGCCCUCCUACUUCCAGCAGAUGGAGGUGCCGUCCAGUCUCACCAUCCAGCGGUGUCGCCUACUGUGCUUUCUGUGCAAAGACACUCAGCAGACGUUCGACAAGAAGCUGGAGAAGGCACGCAAGGCCAAGUGGGUGCUGCCAUCCUUUUUCGGGGCAGGCGGCAACAGUCGCAGGGCAGCCACGGUGGUGGCAGGGACUCCUCAGACCAGGCCUCCCUGGCCGCUGGAAGGAGGGCUGAAGAGGGAGCUGGAGGCACCAAAGCAGAGGCCACAGAACCCCACUAGUCAGCUCAGCCUGGACGAGGAGCCAGUGACCUGGGCAGCCCUGCCUGGCCCCUUGGGCAGCCAGCAAGCAGAGCCUCCCAUCCUGAGGCCCCUGGUGACCCCGAGGCCGACGCUCUGCAGUCCCCUGCUGAAGGCCAGCGCCCCUGACAGGGUGCACUUCAUACUGGGAGAGAUGGUGUCGACGGAGUGGGAGUACGUGUGAGCCCUGGAUUAUGUGGUGGAGAACUACUUCCUCGAGCUGGAGCGGGAGGACGUGCUGCCGGCCCUGCGCAGACAGCAAGCCCGCAUCUUUGGCAACCUGGAGAAGCUCAGGGACUUCCACUGCCACUUCUUCCUGCGGGAGCUGGAGAGCUGCAGCCAACAGCCUGUCUGGGUGGCCCACACCUUCCCUAGGGAAGAGUUCGGCAUGUACGCCUACUACAGCAAGAACAAGCCCACAUCGGACGCGCUGUGGGCCAGCCACGGGAAGGCCUUUUUCAAGGACAAACAGCACCGUCUCAGGGACCGCCUGGACUUGUCUUCCUACCUGCUGAAGCCCAUUCAGUGGAUGAGCGAGUACGUGCUGCUGUUGCAGGAACUGCGCCGCGCCUGCAACUACAGGCCCGCGCGCAGCUCCUUCAGAGAGUCUGAUCUGGCUGCGCUGUGCACCGCCUGUGACCUCGUGCGGUUCCAGUUGCUGCACGGCAGUGACCUGUUGGUGAUGGAUGCCAUCUGUGAUUGUGAUGUGAACCUCAAGGAGCAGGGCCAGCUGGCUUGCCAGGAUGAGUUCGUGGUGUGGUCCGGGGGUAAGAAGUGCCAGCGCCACGUCUUCCUGUUUGAGGAGCUCAUUCUCUUCAGCAAGUCCCAGCACUGUCCCAAGGGGCACGAGGUCUUCCUCUACAAGCACUCCUUCAAGACAGCAGACAUUGGUUUCACAGAUAGCUACGGAGAGAGCGGGCUGUGCUUUGAGAUCUGGUUCCGACGCCGCAAGGCCAAUGACACGUUUGUGUUGCAGGCCCUGACCCCUAAAAUUAAGCUGGCCUGGACGGCCAACAUCGCCAGCCUGCUCUGGAGACGAGCUAAGCGCAAUAAGGAGCUCCAAAUGGCUGAAAUGGUCUCCAUGGGGAUAGGGAGCAAACCUUUCCUGGACAUCACCCCCAGGGAAGUGGCCACCGAUGACCUUGCCAUCAGGACAGGAGCUCAGACUCAGGCCUCCCUUGCAGUGUCUUUGUUUGACCACACCAACCCCAGUCUUGGAUCUCCUGCUGCAUUUCCCAGUGGCCCCUCUUCCUCUUCCUCGCUGGAGCCCGUGAACCUGCACCUGUGCAGGGACCUGGCUGCACUGGGGCUCUGCUGGCCCUCGGGUCCCACGGCUUACCUGGAGGAGCGGGACCCAGAGACCAAAAUGGCAGGCCAGGAAGGCCCAGAGGCCUGGGGGGCCGGGGACGGUGGGGGGCUGAGGUGGUGGACCCGAGCGUGGACGCUGCAGGAGGGUGGCCGAGGGCGGGUGCCCCUCCGUUCACCGUGCCCUCGUUCUGGUCCCCUCAGCCCCUCAGGGCGCUGA